Messenger RNA from Sorghum bicolor (sorghum), 2484 nucleotides. Its product is annotated as F-box protein At2g26850. NCBI's taxonomy places the organism in Eukaryota, Viridiplantae, Streptophyta, Magnoliopsida, Poales, Poaceae. Gene Ontology annotation, molecular function: protein binding. The transcript is spliced from 5 exons. The record is from RefSeq and is a predicted model, not a curated record. The coding region runs from base 919 to 2181 and encodes 420 amino acids.
CUUGUCUUCGUUGUUCACCAAACCACCACUUAGCCAGGCAGGCAACCACCGUCCCACCAACCCUACAAAUACCGAGGCCUGAGGCCUGAGUCGAGGCGACGCCUUCUUCCUCUCCCGGUUCGUCCGCGGUGACUCCUGCCUGUGCCUGGGAAAAAGCUGUCCCCGUUGCAUUGCAUGCCUGUGCUGUAGCCUGUAGGUGCUGGUGGUUUGUUUACGUUAACCCACCACACCAGCAGCGCUUACCUUAGCUUCCACCCCCCAUUUCCCGUCCACCAAAGGCAAAUCUACGCCGCACCAACCGAAUCGGGAGAGUAAACAAAAAAGGCCGGGUCUGAUCGGACAUGUAGGCAUGGGCCAAACCCAAAGCCGGAUCGGAGCUCCCUCCCUGCAGUGCCACUGACCAGUGACACACACAUGCGGAUCCAUCCAGCCAGCGAGCGUGCUGCACCCGUUUAGGACUGUAGGAGUAGGGGGGCGCUUGUGCUUCCAAAGUGCGUGCCUUUUGGGUGCCUUCCUGGCGCCUCAAAAGCAGGAGCAACGAAGCGAGCGAGGGCAGCACCAAGCAUCUUGCACUAGCAGCACGGCGAGGAGCCGAGGAGGAGGAGGAGGGAGCAGCCGAGCAGGAAUCAUUCCGCUGCAAGGCUGCCGCCCGCGCUACUGCCUCCGCUUUCCGGGGCCGGACGGACCCCCCCGCGCGCUAUCCUCUCCUCCUCUCCAGUAGCACGUCCUGCCCCUCUGCCCGUGUCCGCGUCGUGCGCGCGGGCGCGUUUGGGUGGCGCUGUCCUGUCGUCGCACGCACCGCACCACCAGUCCACCACCACCACCACCGCCACCACCAGGGCCGGGGGAGCCCUGCCUGCCGCCUUUGCUGAUUGGUACGGCAGCGCGCUAGCUUUUUCGAUCCUGAGAGAGAGAGAGAUGCUUCCGCUGCUGCUUAUAUCCACGCUCCCGGCCUUCACGCUGCUGCUCGUCGCGCCCGCCACCAAGGCCUGCUGCAAGCUCGCCCGCGAGCUCGCCCUUCUCGCCCUGCUGCUGGCCACGGAGCUACUGCGCCACGCCACCGCCGUGGGGACCAAGGAGCGGGAGCGAGGCGCGAGGAUGUCGUCCAAGCCGAGGCCCGCAUUGGUGGCGCCGGAGGCGGAGGCGGAGACGCCCGCCGCCGCCGCCGCCGCGGGGUUCCCGCUGCUCGACCUGCCGGAGCUCGCGCUGGACCGCGUCCUGGAGGAGCUCUCGCCGGCGUCGCUCGCCGCGAUGGCGUGCGUGUGCGCCCCGCUCAGGGACCGGUGCUCCGCGGACGCGCUGUGGGAGCGCCACCUGCGGCUCAAGUGGGGCCACGUGCUCGGCGCCGCGGCGCGCAAGGAGUGGGAGGCGGAGCUCCUGGGCGGCAGGGGGGCCGCCCGCGGGAGCGCGACGCGGCCGACACGCCGCAGGAGCUGGGUCGACUCGCUGGCCUGCGCGUGCCGGCCCUUCUCCUCCUGGAUCGGCUGCCGCUGGCUCCUCAAGGGGGAUCACGCCCCCGCGCCAUCCUCCGCCGUCGCCGCCGAGCCCACGCCUACCACCGCCCCCGCCGCGCCGCCGACGGACACGGUGGCCGCGUGGUACCGGGCGCUCGAGUGCGGCGAGUUCUCGUUCCCCGCGCAGGUGUACAACCGCGAGCAGGACGGGCACGUCGGGUUCGUGCUCUCGUGCUACGACGCGCACCUCCGCUACCACCGGCGAACUGACACCUUCACCGCGAGGUACCCACCCCUCGGCCGGAAGCCGGGCAAGGAGGAGGACGGCGUGCAGUGGAACAGGGUCCGCGCGCCGCCGGUGAGCACGCCGGCGCAGGACCUGCACGCGUCGGACUGCCUGGAGGAGCUGCGCCCGGGUGACCAUUUCGAGAUCCAGUGGCGCAAGAACAAGGACUUCCCUUAUGGCUGGUGGUAUGGCGUCGUGGGUCACCAGGAGUCGUGCAAUGGGAACGAGCAUAUGUGUCGCUGCCACCAAGACGACAUGGUUGUCCUGGAGUUCCAGCACUACGCCCCUGGCUCCCGGUGGAGGCAGACCACUGUGAGCAGGAAGGAUCACAGGGAGAAGGGAGACGAGACGGAUGGAUUCUACGGUGGCAUCAGGAAGCUGCAGACCAAAGACGAGAUAUCGACAUGGCGACGGUUCUGGCCCGUUGAUGUCCUCAACUGAAGAUCAUAUUUGCAGUCGGUCUGCGUGUCUCCAUUCCAAAUUCCCCAUGUACAGUUAUGGCGAGCUUUCAGCACUUGUCUGAAAUAACUCUGGAACCCUUCUCGGGUCUCUGUAGAAUCUUUUUUGCUAGGAAUUCAUGGUGCAGAACAUUUGCUCUGUCCAAGUUUAUUAGAAGAAGAACAGGCUGCUACGAAUGAUGUACAGAUCUAUCCAGUUUUCGAUCUGACUUUAUGUUGUCGCUGUAUCCCAGUUUAUAUGCAUCAUAAUAAUGUUCGGAAUGCGUCGCGAUCCGUCCAAUUUUAA